GAGUACUGUGAAGAUGUGGUCCCCAAGGCUAGAGCUGAAAAGAGGCUUAGGGCCGGGUGAGCCUUCCAGCCAGGGCCUGCCUCCAAGUGAUGCUCCCCCAGGGCAGGGGGCAUAAGGAUGGCACCCAGCCAGGUGGGAGCCUGGGCCCUGCCCAGCCUCAAAGCUUUGAGCUCAGGAAAUCCGGAGGCAGGGGAGGGGGACAUCGUUGCCACAUUCCCCAGCCCUUUAAGACCCCCAAGGCAGGAAGGCUGCCCGGGCCUCACCAGCUUCCCUCACAGGCUCCUUCCUGGGAGGAAGGGGCUGCCUGUGCCCUCGAAGGCGCAAGGGAGGGCAGGAGGGAGGCUCGGAAGGUGUUGCAAUCCCCAGCCCCCGGGCCUGUCAGAGGCUGAGCCAUUAACGACAGAGCUCGGGGAGAGAAGCUGGACUGCAGCUGGUUUCAGGAACUUCUCUUGACGAGAAGAGAGACCAAGGAGGCCAAGCAGGGGCUGGGCCAGAGGUGCCAACAUGGGGAAACUGAGGCUCGGCUCGGAAAGGUGAAGUAACUUGUCCAAGAUCACAAAGCUGGGAUAAAUUGACCCUCCAGUGGACAGCUCUGAGAAGUGUUCUACAUGGCUCUUUGGAAGGUUCCAGCAGGAUAGAGCCCCAGUUGUCCAUAGAGGUGAACAUCAAGUUGGUGCUAUGGCAAGGCUGGGAAACUGCAGCCUGACUUGGGCUGCCCUGAUCAUCCUGCUGCUCCCCGGAAGUCUGGAGGAGUGCGGGCACAUCAGUGUCUCAGCCCCCAUCGUCCACCUGGGGGAUCCCAUCACAGCCUCCUGCAUCAUCAAGCAGAACUGCAGCCAUCUGGACCCGGAGCCACAGAUUCUGUGGAGACUGGGAGCAGAGCUUCAGCCCGGGGGCAGGCAGCAGCGUCUGUCUGAUGGGACCCAGGAAUCUAUCAUCACCCUGCCCCACCUCAACCACACUCAGGCCUUUCUCUCCUGCUGCCUGAACUGGGGCAACAGCCUGCAGAUCCUGGACCAGGUUGAGCUGCGCGCAGGCUACCCUCCAGCCAUACCCCACAACCUCUCCUGCCUCAUGAACCUCACAACCAGCAGCCUCAUCUGCCAGUGGGAGCCAGGACCUGAGACCCACCUACCCACCAGCUUCACUCUGAAGAGUUUCAAGAGCCGGGGCAACUGUCAGACCCAAGGGGACUCCAUCCUGGACUGCGUGCCCAAGGACGGGCAGAGCCACUGCUGCAUCCCACGCAAACACCUGCUGUUGUACCAGAAUAUGGGCAUCUGGGUGCAGGCAGAGAAUGCGCUGGGGACCAGCAUGUCCCCACAACUGUGUCUUGAUCCCAUGGAUGUUGUGAAACUGGAGCCCCCCAUGCUGCGGACCAUGGACCCCAGCCCUGAAGCGGCCCCUCCCCAGGCAGGCUGCCUACAGCUGUGCUGGGAGCCAUGGCAGCCAGGCCUGCACAUAAAUCAGAAGUGUGAGCUGCGCCACAAGCCGCAGCGUGGAGAAGCCAGCUGGGCACUGGUGGGCCCCCUCCCCUUGGAGGCCCUUCAGUAUGAGCUCUGCGGGCUCCUCCCAGCCACGGCCUACACCCUGCAGAUACGCUGCAUCCGCUGGCCCCUGCCUGGCCACUGGAGCGACUGGAGCCCCAGCCUGGAGCUGAGAACUACCGAACGGGCCCCCACUGUCAGACUGGACACAUGGUGGCGGCAGAGGCAGCUGGACCCCAGGACAGUGCAGCUGUUCUGGAAGCCAGUGCCCCUGGAGGAAGACAGCGGACGGAUCCAAGGUUAUGUGGUUUCUUGGAGACCCUCAGGCCAGGCUGGGGCCAUCCUGCCCCUCUGCAACACCACAGAGCUCAGCUGCACCUUCCACCUGCCUUCAGAAGCCCAGGAGGUGGCCCUUGUGGCCUAUAACUCAGCCGGGACCUCUCGUCCCACUCCGGUGGUCUUCUCAGAAAGCAGAGGCCCAGCUCUGACCAGACUCCAUGCCAUGGCCCGAGACCCUCACAGCCUCUGGGUAGGCUGGGAGCCCCCCAAUCCAUGGCCUCAGGGCUAUGUGAUUGAGUGGGGCCUGGGCCCCCCCAGCGCGAGCAAUAGCAACAAGACCUGGAGGAUGGAACAGAAUGGGAGAGCCACGGGGUUUCUGCUGAAGGAGAACAUCAGGCCCUUUCAGCUCUAUGAGAUCAUCGUGACUCCCUUGUACCAGGACACCAUGGGACCCUCCCAGCAUGUCUAUGCCUACUCUCAAGAAAUGGCUCCCUCCCAUGCCCCAGAGCUGCAUCUAAAGCACAUUGGCAAGACCUGGGCACAGCUGGAGUGGGUGCCUGAGCCCCCUGAGCUGGGGAAGAGCCCCCUUACCCACUACACCAUCUUCUGGACCAACGCUCAGAACCAGUCCUUCUCCGCCAUCCUGAAUGCCUCCUCCCGUGGCUUUGUCCUCCAUGGCCUGGAGCCCGCCAGUCUGUAUCACAUCCACCUCAUGGCUGCCAGCCAGGCUGGGGCCACCAACAGUACAGUCCUCACCCUGAUGACCUUGACCCCAGAGGGGUCGGAGCUACACAUCAUCCUGGGCCUGUUCGGCCUCCUGCUGUUGCUCACCUGCCUCUGUGGAACUGCCUGGCUCUGUUGCAGCCCCAACAGGAAGAAUCCCCUCUGGCCAAGUGUCCCAGACCCAGCUCACAGCAGCCUGGGCUCCUGGGUGCCCACAAUCAUGGAGGAGCUGCCCGGACCCAGACAGGGACAGUGGCUGGGGCAGACAUCUGAAAUGAGCCGUGCUCUCACCCCACAUCCUUGUGUGCAGGAUGCCUUCCAGCUGCCCGGCCUUGGCACGCCACCCAUCACCAAGCUCACAGUGCUGGAGGAGGAUGAAAAGAAGCCGGUGCCCUGGGAGUCCCAUAACAGCUCAGAGACCUGUGGCCUCCCCACUCUGGUCCAGACCUAUGUGCUCCAGGGGGACCCAAGAGCAGUUUCCACCCAGCCCCAAUCCCAGUCUGGCACCAGCGAUCAGGUCCUUUAUGGGCAGCUGCUGGGCAGCCCCACAAGCCCAGGGCCAGGGCACUAUCUCCGCUGUGACUCCACUCAGCCCCUCUUGGCGGGCCUCACCCCCAGCCCCAAGUCCUAUGAGAACCUCUGGUUCCAGGCCAGCCCCUUGGGGACCCUGGUAACCCCAGCCCCAAGCCAGGAGGACGACUGUGUCUUUGGGCCACUGCUCAACUUCCCCCUCCUGCAGGGGAUCCGGGUCCAUGGGAUGGAGGCGCUGGGGAGCUUCUAGGGCUUCCUGGGGUUCCCUUCUUGGGCCUGCCUCUUAAAGGCCUGAGCUAGCUGGAGAAGAGGGGAGGGUCCAUAAGCCCAUGACUAAAAACUACCCCAGCCCAGGCUCUCACCAUCUCCAGUCACCAGCAUCUCCCUCUCCUCCCAAUCUCCAUAGGCUGGGCCUCCCAGGCGAUCUGCAUACUUUAAGGACCAGAUCAUGCUCCAUCCAGCCCCACCCAAUGGCCUUUUGUGCUUGUUUCCUAUAACUUCAGUAUUGUAAACUAGUUUUUGGUUUGCAGUUUUUGUUGUUGUUUAUAGACACUCUUGGGUGUA
This is a messenger RNA of Homo sapiens (human), 3584 nucleotides long. It is a transcript of the gene CSF3R, whose product is annotated as colony stimulating factor 3 receptor. The record is from RefSeq and is a predicted model, not a curated record. The coding region runs from base 679 to 3270 and encodes 863 amino acids. Gene Ontology annotation, cellular component: extracellular region; membrane; endocytic vesicle membrane. Gene Ontology annotation, molecular function: granulocyte colony-stimulating factor binding; cytokine receptor activity. The transcript is spliced from 18 exons. Gene Ontology annotation, biological process: amelogenesis. Lineage: Eukaryota; Metazoa; Chordata; Mammalia; Primates; Hominidae.